Vespula vulgaris is the source of this 6378-nucleotide messenger RNA. RefSeq names its product lactosylceramide 4-alpha-galactosyltransferase-like. The record is from RefSeq and is a predicted model, not a curated record. Gene Ontology annotation, biological process: glycosphingolipid biosynthetic process. Gene Ontology annotation, molecular function: alpha-1,4-N-acetylgalactosaminyltransferase activity. Bases 2098 to 3147 code for a protein of 349 amino acids. Lineage: Eukaryota; Metazoa; Arthropoda; Insecta; Hymenoptera; Vespidae. The transcript is spliced from 8 exons.
GAAGUUGUAAAUACAUGAAUAAAUACCUACAAAGAUAUUGGUAGGCAAUACAGAAACAUCAAAGAUAUAUUCGCAGUUACACAAGAUUAUAUAAAUGUCUGUUUAUAUGGAUUUAAUACAAUAUACAAUUUUAUGAACACUAUUUUUAGGGAAGAAAAAAGGAAGAGAAGUAUAAAGGGAAUUUGAUUUUGUUCGUUGACAUAUAAGAAUUAUAUUCAAUUUUCCACAAUACAAAAAAAAACUAACUUACCUUGAAAAGAUGUUAAAUGUCAGACCCCUUCAAGUUAAACUCGCAGGGAACUACGAGAAAAUCCAGUUCAGAAGACAUGAAUAGGUACAUCAUAGGAUAAGACAUUUUUUGCAGGGGAUUUUUUUAUGCUCUUCAUACAGUGAAAAUUAUAACAAACGAUUAUCUAAAAAAUUAUUGAAGAUAUUCAAAAAAAACAUUCUUUUAGAUUUUUAUUAUAUAAAAAUCUGUAUAUACUAGGAAAAUUCCCAACCACAAAAAAAUUGUUAAUUUUCAUGAAGAAACGAGAUGGAACAUGUUGAACAUUGUUACAUAGGCGAUUUUCAAUAAAUCAAAAUGUUACAAAUAUUUCCUAGAAUCGAUUUCAGAAAUUAUUCCAAAGUAUCUGUAUACAAGUAUCGUAUUAAAGACAAAGAAAAACAAUGAAGUUAUUUAAACGAGAGAGAUUCAAACUUUCCAUAAAAAAAAAAAAAAAGGAAAAGAUUCUCUCGUUAUUAUCACAUGCAAUAUGUUACUACCGUUUUUAUGAUUCAGUCAACCAAUAUAUCUACCAUAUAUACUUUCAUUCAUAAAUACGUGAUGACAUUGUAACGUAAUGACAUAGUAAACAAUGGCUGAAAAGUGUUGAUUUGAUAAAAACAAGAAUCAAUUAAUAUAUAAAAAAAAAAAAGAAAGAAAGAAGAAGUAAGAAUAAGAGUCAAUUGAUUCUACGAGACAACUUUGCACGUUUUUGACCUAGACAGAUGCAAAUAUGUAAUAUCUUCCUUUUUUCUUUUCACUCUCUCUCUCUCUCUCUCUCUCUCUCUCUCUCUCUCUCUGUCUCUAUCUCUAUCUCUCUCCGUCUUUCUAUUUGUCUGUCUCUCUUUAUCUUAAAAGAGAUCCCCGAGAGGUCCCGCGUGAGUAUUCUCGGCGUUGGAAGCAGUACGCAUGCGUCUGUAAAACCGUUUCGACCGCACCGCUCGAGAUGCGGAUAAAGCGGUGCAUCGCGUCUGGGUUGACUUCAGGACCACACGACUAGAGGUGCCUAGGUGUUGUAUAUAAACUGUUAACUCGUCGAUGAGGAAGGCAAUUAGUAGAAGAAAAAAGCAAAGCGUUAAGAGAAAAAGGAGAGAAAAAGAAAAACGGGAUUGGCAAAUGAAUAACGACAAGGAGGAGGAAAUACUUGGAAUUCUUUCAAUCUUUAUUUGACCAAAAGAAAAGUAAGAAAAAUCUGUUAAGAGAAAUAGAAGAAAAAUAAUAACAAACAUAUCCAAGAAGUUUAUAGUGUUUCUUCUUAUUUUGUGUGAGAAAAAUUAUUUAUUGUAUUGGACACGAUUGUUUUAUUCUUGAGAAGAGUAAAAGAAAUAUUUAGGGGAUGAGCUGAUAUAAUUCUGUUCGGAUUUUAAGAGAAAGAGAGAGAGAAAGGGAGAGAGAGGGAGAAGGAGAGAGAGAGAGAGAGAGAGAGAGAGAGAGGGAGAAGGAGAGAGAGAGAGAGAAAGAGAGAGAUAGAGAGAGAGAGAUAAAAGGGGAGAAGGAGAGAGAGAGAGAGAGAAAGAGAGAGAUAGAGAGAGAGAGAUAAAAGGGGAGAAUGAGAGUGGUCGUCAAAAUGAUAGUGAUUAUAUCUACUGAUAUCACUUCGUUAUCAAUAAAAUAAACGUUUAGGAAUGAUAGACGGGAAAAAAGAAGAUAAAGAUAGGAAUAUUAUAGGCAGAAAUAUCUGUUAGGACGAGAUGAAAUCGACAAGGUAUUGAGUGCAAAAUAUGCUUUGGAGAGUGACGAAGAGUAAAGAAGAAUUUUCACCAGGCCCAUUAACGUUUAAUCGAAAAUUUUUUGAAAAUAAGAGAUAACGAACUUCAAAAACCGGCUGAAGAAUGAAGAAAAGAUUGCUUUUCGGUUUUGUAUGUGCCGUAUUACUUUUUAUCGUAAUGACAUCGAACGAUAAUACUAUCGUGCAAAAGGUUACAAAUUUUAUUGUAACAGACAACAAUGAUGUUUCAUGUUACGAGAUCUCCAAUACUUAUGGUUUUCCUCACUUGGAGUCUGAUCGUGAGAAACCUAUACUCGGGAAGAAUAUAUUUUUCCAUGAGACAUCCUGUUUUGGUGAAAAAGGAAUCGUUUUGAAUCCACGUCAGGCUUGUGCUGUGGAAUCGGCGGCUCUCAUGAAUCCAGAAAGUACAAUUUAUCUUUUAUUUCUUAGUCCUUCGUCAAUAUCCUUGGAAACGAAAGAAAUGAUAAAGCAAUUGUCGAGUUAUCCAAACGUCAAGAUUAGAAGGAUUUUCCCAGAAGCUUAUAUGAAAGAUACACCGUUGGAAGAUUGGUAUAAAAGUGGUACUCUGAUGAAGAGUAAAUGGAAGCGUAGUCAUAUGUCGGACAUUUUGAGAUAUUUGACUCUUUGGAAAUAUGGAGGAAUAUAUCUUGACUUGGACGUCGUCGUUACGACGUCAUUGGAGAAUUUAACAAAUUUUGCUGGUGCUGAGGAUUGGGAUGAUGUAGCAGCCGGUGUGUUGGGUUUUAGUUCGAACAUUCUUGGACGUCGUAUGGCAGAUGCUUGCCUUCGUGAUUUGAAAAAAAAUUUUCGUGGUAAUGAUUGGGGUAACAAUGGACCUGGCGUUAUUACGAGAAUUCUACAAAAAAUAUGUUCUACCAAAUACACUCGAGAUAUGUCGGUGUCACGUUGCCACGGCUUCAAAGUUUUUCCACCCUCUGCUUUCUAUCCGAUUCAUUACAAAAAGUGGAAAAAAUAUUUCGAGAAGGAAAAGAGCAAUUCAACGAUGGAGAUAUUGAAGCAAGCUCGAGCGAUACACGUGUGGAAUAAUCUCAGUAAAUCGACAAAAAUUCAUGUGAAUAGCAACGUUCCUUACAUCGUUAUAGCUCGCAAAUAUUGUCCGAAAGUAUUUUCGAACUGUAAUGAUACCUUCUAAAAAAUCAGACAAGAAAUCAAGGAAGUGAAUUUCUACUGAUCUCGAUUACUGUUAUAAUAAUCGUUUACUUUAUUUUUAUAACUUUUAUUAAGAAUAUUUUUUUUAUCACUUUUCUUUUUUAUCACAUAACGAAGAGAUAAGUAUGGUAUAGAAAAAAAAAGAAAAAGAAUAAAAUUAAUUCUUCUUUUAUAAUUUUUUUUUAUUACAACGAACGUAAUUUUAUUAUGAUUAAUUUUUAUUAUAAUAUUAAAAGUUAACAAUUUUACAAACGUUUUACAUACGAGAAGUGGAUAAAAAAUGAUAAAUAAAUAAGAAAAAAAUAAAAUAAAAUAAAAGUAUUGAAAAAAAGAAAGAAAGAAAGAGAAUAGAGAUGGGACACAAUAAUAAUACUAAGGAGAUAAUAAAUAAGAGACUUAAUGUAUUAUGCAGAAAAGAUUUUCGCGGAUGUUUAUGAAAUUUAUUUUGAUUAAAAAUGAAAUGAUUAGAAGAUGGAGAUAAGAACUUUUAGAUAUGAAUUGUAACUUUUAGUUAAUGAAUUGUAAAAUGAAUAAUUAGGAUAUAUAAUGUCUUUUUUAAUUGGAGUGACAAUUAAAUAAUUUAUUUAUUAAGAAGGAAGUUAAAUCUUCGAAUUGAAUGGUCAACAGAGUAAAAUUAAAGUAUCUAGUACUUCUAAUUGAAUGGAAUGAAUGUAUGUGGAUAGACAUUUUCUAAUAGAUAGAAAAUAUUAUGAAGCAAUAGAUAUGUGAAAAAUAAGUAUGAAAAUAUGUGAUGACGUAGCAUUUUUACGAAGAAUCGAUUUUCAUGGUGUUGUCCUAAUAAACAAUAUUAAUUAAAAAAGAGAAAGCACGAAAGAUUAAUAGCGAACUUGACGAAGAAGUGAGAAAAAAUGAUAUAAAUAAGUAUGACAAUCCUCUUCUACGUCUCUCAUAUGUAAUUAUCAUACUCAAGGAAUUAAUGUUUAUCCUCACUAAUCGCAAGAUUGCGAUCAAUUGACAACAUGUUACACAAGUAGAAUAGUUUGAUUUAUUAUCCCGUUGAUUUUCGAUCCGUCAUUCGUUUCAUAAAAUUUUCUAAUUUAUUGAAUUUUUAAAUUACUUAAAAUUCUUUUAUUAUUGUAUUUAUUUAUUAUUUGUAAAAACUUGUUAUAUUUUAUAUUAGAAUAUCGUUUCUUUUCUAAGUAAAAUAAGAAAAAAGAGAAAAACAAAGAAUUAUUUAUAACGUUAAAAAAUUUAAUUGAAAUGAAAAGAAUAUAUAUAUAUUUUUUCAUUUCAAUUAAAUUUUUAUUCAUUCAAUUUUUUUCAAUUUCAUUUCAAUUAAAUUACACAUAUAUAUAUAUGUAUAUUAUAUAUAUAUAUACAUACAUACAUACAUACAUAUAUAUAUAUAUAUAUAUAUAUAUAUAUAUAUAUAGAUAGAUAAACGUCGUAUUAAUGUGCCAUUCGUGUCGUCGAUUAUUGGAUAAUUAACCGCUUGCUCUUUAUCAUAAGCGCUUAUCACUUUAGUGAAAUAUCAAUAGCGGUAAUAUAUCAGUAUUAAACCAAUAAUCGGACCAUGUUCCUAAAGAGCUUGACACAGCAUAUAAAGAAACGGAGUAAGAUUAAACUCUUGUAUUCUGUUUUCUAAAAUUCUAUGUUUUUUGUAAAUAAAUGAAGAGAGAGUUUCUCUCAGAUAUAAUGCGAUUGUGUUUAAUCUCUUGAACCGAACGAUAUCUUUUUUCUUUUAUUUUCUGAAACUCAUGAAAAAACAAUACAUUAACUCAUUUACAUUCGUAAGCGGGAUAAUCCGCCUAUCGCGAUUUUCAAUUAUCAAGACCCGUGGAAUAUUCCGUUCUCGAUAACAAUAUCCCGUCACCAUAAAAUAUUUCGGUAAUGUCUUAUGAGCAAUAUAUUUUUAUUAUAUUUUUCCUUAUUUAUUGUUCUUCAGAUCUUUUUAAUUACAAUUAAUCCGUUUAAGUAUAGAUAAGAACAUAGAAAUUCUAUACUUCAAGAACAUUAUAAGUACGUUAUAGCGAUUCUAACAAUCUACUGAUAAAAAUUAAAUAUUAAAAAAAAAUUAAGUAUUUAAAUGUAAAAAAUUUCAUACGUAUGUAUAAUCCGCAUAAAAAUAUUUCCAUUAAUGAAUCAUUAAUGCAAUGUAGAAGCCGUUUGUAUUACAUACAAUUUAUUCGAGCCAAACGAGUGAGAUUUGGUAUUAAAUUUUAUAAAUCAUGUAACUGUGAAACAAAAAAAUAUAUAUAUAAGAUUUCAAAAUAUACAUUGGAAAAGACAAAAUUGAUUCUGAAUCUGUUAAUAUAAAUGUCGUGAUGAAUUUAAUGAAAGAGAGUGAACUAUUGCAUCAAGGAUACUGUCUUUACAUAGAUAACUGAUACAGUUCACCGAUUUUAUAUCGUGAACUGUAUAAUAUGCAAGCAAAUAUUAAAAUUUUGAAACCAACAACAGUAAUAGAUUAUAGUAAAAAUAUGGAUGGAUUUGAUAAAGGGGACCAAAUGUUAAUUAAAUUUCAAAAAAUACGCAGAUGUAAGAAAGUGUAUAAAAAAAUAUUUUCUUAUUUUGUGGAUAUAAUGCAGUUAAAUAAUUAUAUCCUCUUUAAGAAAAAAUAAAAAGGAUCGAACUUUCCAUAUUUACAAGCAAAAACUAGCGGAAGAAAUUAUUGCCAAGCGUUUAAAAAAUAAAAAGAUAAGGGAAAAAAAGAAUAAAAAUAUCAAAGUGAUACAGUGUACGUUUAUAUAAGUUCCUUAAAAGAGAAACUAUUUUAAAAUGUGAUAUUUGUGAUGUAUCGUUAUGUAUAUAUCAUUUUAAAGAUUAUCAUAUUAAUUAAAAAAAAUCUACAGAUUAUCUCAGUUUAUUUAUUGUACAAAUGUAUAAUAUAAUCUUUUGUUUGAUCAUUGUACAUAAUUUCUAAGUUAAAAUUAAUAAUAAACAAAAAUAUAAGAACUAUCGUUGCAUGAUUUUACGCGGUGAUAUGGGCCGAUUAUUAAUUGAACGUCUCGGAUGAAUAAUGUUAGUAGUAUAUUUAGAACUAUGAUAUAAAUGGAUUAAUAAUAAUAAUAAUAAUAAUAAUAAUAUUAAAAACAAAUAAAAAUCUCGAUCGUCUCUAAUCGGAAAUGAUCAAAAGAUUUCCUUUAUUAUUGGAUGAAAUGAAUAAAAAAAAAAAAAAAUAAUGAAUAACAAAAGAAAGUGAUAAAAAGGGAAGAAAAGAUAUCAAGAAUGACACUAAUUCCGCACGUGCAGA